AUGAAAAACUCAAUCUCUAAAGCGGAUGGAAUUAACCAGAAGCUUGAAGAGAUAAGGAAAAAACGUAGGGAGAACAGAAAGCUUCGUUUGUCUGCACCAAAGUAUCAAGAAGAUCCAAUUGGACAAGUUGAAUUUUUGAUGUACAUAUUGCCAGAUGAAGUAGACAAAAAAUUCUUAGAUAAUACAAUAGAACCAACGUAUUUCGAUUUCCCUCCUGUAAAACCUAAGAUUACAAAGAAUUUGGGCUUGAUUAAAUCUUUAUCUAUUUAUUUUCCAAUUGGAAAAGUUUCUAAUUCCGAUGAAUGGUUUAUAAUUUCGCCAUAUAUACAUGUUCCAAAAGUAUUUCUUCCUGCAGACAAUUGGGCAGAAAAAUCUCAAAUCUUAAUCGCAGCAAUUACAUAUUCAUGCAAAGUACUCGAUGCUUUAUCAAAAGUUCUACAUAUUUCUCUUCCAUAUCCGAUUAAAAUAGAUGGAAACAAAAUUUUUAUUUAUAGAAACGAGCAACCACAUGAUUUAACAGUAUUUACUACUUCUCAUUCCAUAAAAGCUGCAGUACAUCUACUUAAUUUUAACGCCGCAACUUUUGGACAUGGAGCACCUGAUGAAUUACUUCCGAACCUAUAUUCGGCCUUACACCCAAACUCAACUGAGCUUCCUCCUGAAGAAAGUGUUGAUGAUUUGAUCGAAAAAUAG
Trichomonas vaginalis G3 is the source of this 693-nucleotide messenger RNA. RefSeq lists its product as uncharacterized. Bases 1 to 693 code for a protein of 230 amino acids. The transcript has a single exon. NCBI's taxonomy places the organism in Eukaryota, Parabasalia, Trichomonadida, Trichomonadidae. The record is from RefSeq and is a predicted model, not a curated record.